UGGGGACAGGAAGUUGCGGUUGAGUCUGACAGAGGAAGGAUCGGACGAAAACAUCACAGUAAAAAUGGCUGACGGUUUUGAUCCUUGUGAGUGCGUCUGGAAUCAUGAACAUGCCAUGCAAAGACUUAUUAACUUGUUGAGGAACACCCAGACAUAUUGUACCGACAAUGAGUGUUUGACAGACUUGCCUGGUGCCAACACUGCUCCUGAUGGCGGCCUCAACAACAUGAUGCUGAUGAUGUUAGGCUGGGUAGUCUUGGCUACAGCUCUCUUCCUUUUUCGUCCCAGGAGCAUGAGGGCAACUGGUGACUCCAAACCAGCCAGGAAUAAUGACCCAAGUCCCCCUCCACCGGGUCCCUCGGUUAACUGAAGAGAUAGUAGUGGAGCAAGGUUGAAAUCUCAUUGUGGCUGGACUACAUUCUAUCACUGUCAUCUGGUGACGGACAUUCAACAUUUUCUGUUACAUUUUUUGUCUCAACCAGGUGCCAUAUUAUUUUAUCAAAUCUAUAUGUGUAUUCUUAUAUGGGCAACUGUAUUCACUGCUGCCUAAUUAGAUUUUGAUUGAGAAAGUAAGGAAACAAAUUGAACAUGUACUGAUUUCAAUUAGAGGAAAACUCUCCUAAGCAUGAUGUAGACAUCAAGAUAAAAAAAACUUAGUGAGAUCUUUUAUGAUUGUGCAUGUGGAUUAUCAUGUCCUUCACACAGGUUUAGGAUUUAUUGAGAAAAAAAAACAAAAGAAAACAGUAUACAUGUACUGUUACAUGAAUUAUAUAAAAUCACAAUAUUACUGCUUUUUGUUAUUUUUCUGUGUUAUGGGUGGUGUAUAAUAGUUACCAUCUGUCAGUUUCAAAUAUCAGAAGUGAUAUUGUAUUAUCAUCCCAGAACUAAUGCACAUAAGUCAAUGUUAGUUAGCAUAGAAUGAAAUGUGUAGUGUUUUUUUAUGUUUGAUCUCAAACAUUGUCACAUGUCAAAACAUUUAGAAUCUUAAAAAAAAAGAUAUUACAAAUUGUUUUUUCCUUGUUGCUGUGAAUGACACUUAAGUGUUUAACUUCUCUAAAUUUUGGUGGGCUUUGUACUAUUGAUUUAUCAUUGUUUAUAAUCUUGACUGUGUUGUGAGUAAAACCAGUCCAUUAUCAGUUCUAGUUUAAUGCCACACCUUUUCGUCAUGGUUACAACAGGGAAAUGUCAUUUGGUAAUGAGCUUACCAUAGCUAUUCUGUUUCUGAUUUUGUUGAUUUGUUGUUCAUAAAAGAUAAAAAUAGAUAUUUCUACUCCACUUGUGUGAGGCUAUUGCUAUGUGGAGAAUAAAGAAAAUUGAUAAAAAAAAAACACGUUAUAAAAACCAUUAUAAAACUGGUAUUUAAAUGCUUUGUUAUCCGAGACUAGGAUACUUUACAAAAAUAUCUUGAAAUAUUUAGUAACUUAAACCAUAAAUUCUGUGAAGUGCCUUCCUAAUGGAAGUUCAAGAUGGAAAGGAGGUCUAGAUUUAGCUAUAGCUGAUAAUCAGUUUGAUAUAAGAAAGCAAUCCUGGCAACAAUUUUGUUUUCCUUGUUUUUUGUUGAUGUUUGCUAUUGUUUAGUCACUUAUAUAAGAUGGAGUUUAACUGAGAAAUAUACACAAAGUAUUCAGAUACCAUGCCUGAUAUUCAAUAUAAAUAGAGCUAUGGUAGAUUUCAGAAUUCUUUGAGGAAUUUUAGAAUUGAUCAUUUUUUGCUCAUUUUAAAUAUUAAAGUGCUUUUUGUGUAACCAACUUCAGCGUCAGUGUAGUUCAGGUGCUCCUGAUGGUAAGUAGUUGUCUUUAUAGAAAUUUCCUUAUUUUGUGUCAUAGUCAUCAUCUAAUUCAUCAAACGCUUUUCAAGUAUAAAAUCUACAAAUGAAAGGGGAAAUUAUCAGUCAGUCUUAAUGUUCUAAUCAUAUUUUUUUACUUUAUUGUAAUUGUAAUGAAAGUUUUUGGGUUUCAAGACAAUAUUUCUUAUAUUUUUAGAUCAUAUUUUCACAUGUUUAGAUAAAAAGCAUAAUGGAAAUCAAUUAUGUUUGAAAAACUUAAAAUUCAUCAACCUUUGUCUUGUAUUUUUAAUAACUCAGAUUUUUUUUUCUAAAUCUCAAGAGUUACUGAAGGGGAGUUAUUAAUAAAUUAUUGUAAAUUGACCAGAAAAAAUAUUGUAUGAACUCAUCGGUUUAUUUUUAUUGAACCUUUAUGAUUCUAUAUGCCUCAAUUUCAUAAAUGGGACACAAUGUUGGUUAUAUGAUUAGACAUAUUUUUGCAUAUACCAUAUUUUACCGCAAAUAAGCCUUUUUCAUUUAGGUUUAAGAAUUGAUAGAAUUUAGUCCUCUGUUUUUAUAUCUGGCAAGAUAUGAAUGUCACAUGUUAAGUUUGGAUGUACCUAGAAUGAAACCUACUAUACAUCAGUAAUGAUGUGUGCUUCUGUUGAUAUAGUACUCAGUAAAAGUGCUAUAAAUUGUGUUUUGCCUCCUCAAAAUGACUGAUAAUAAUGAAUGAUUCACAGAUAUUGAUCAAUGAUAUACCUGUCUGUGUGAGUGUUGUAUGUAAGAAUAAAAUUGAUAAAACUACAACUUCAUUGAUUAUUUAUAUACACAGUAUAUAAUAUGUUCUGUGUAGUAAUAUGAUAUAGAUAGAUCUGUUUUGUGAGGAAGCUUUUCGAUGGUGUGAAAUUUGUUGUAUUUACUGAAGGGAGAGCUUGGGUAUGACAGCAUGUCAUUUAUGUGUAUAAAAAUAUAGAAAGAUUUCAUAGGAGAUUAUGAUUCAAUUGUAACUUUUUCAUGUACUGUAUAUUUUGGAAUAUAUAAUAUAUUCUGUGGUGACAGUUGAUUUUCAUAUCCUGGAAAAACUUAAACAAAUGGAUUUGUAAAUAUUGUAAGUAUAUUUAACCCUAACAGAAAGUAUAGCUGUAAGUGUUAACCCUUUCUAUUUGCAUUUACUGGAUUUAUUUAAUCUGAAAGGCAAUUCGGGUUUUUAAAUGACAUUUGAAAUAUAAGAUUCUGAAUUGUAAACAGUAAACAAUUUUGUUAAUGUUAUUUUUUCAAUAUUUUAAUAUUUAUUUCCAUUCUAUAAGACAAAAAGAGUUCAAAUAUUAUUCCUACUGAUUGAUUGUGUAGUGAAAUAAUUUUGUACCAUUUUCUUGGUGAAAGGUGAGAAAACAUAAAUGCUUAAUUUAUACAGGUAUGUAUUGAAAAUUUGUAACAGCAACUUACUUAUAAACAAUGAUAUAUAAUGUUGAUAUUAUUUCACUUACUGCUGAUAUGUUAUAAAGCAAUGUACAGUAGCUGCCUAUUGUAUUACACUUGUUGAAAGAGGCUUAAGAUGUUUUUAAGCAUAAUUUGGUAUGAAAACAAAGAAAGAAAAUAAAAACCAUUUUGUCACUAAAACUGAUAUGCCCUAUAUCAAGCACCAGUUUAUAGGUUCAGGUAGAAAUUAAGCAAAGAUUGUCAUAUAUCAUCAGUUUUUUUUUUUUUGCGUUAUUGGCAAUUUUUAAGAAAUUCUUUGAAAAUUGCCUACACAUUUUAGACAAAAAAUAUAUAUUUAUAUAUAUGUGUGCAAUAACUAUGGUGAUAUAGAAAGCCAGAAAUGAUGUUGAUUGUCAGCAUAACUUUGUAUGCUAGUGGAGAAUGAGCUUGUGUGAUUUUGUAAAGAGAUAAAAAUUAAAUAACAAAAAUGGAGAAAUAAUGUACUGUUACUGAGUAGCAAAUUGUAAACAUGAUAUUAUGCAGUGUUAUAUGUCAGACUUUAGGUAAACCAUAUGCUGUAGUACAGGCAAGUUUGUAAGCAGAGAAGAUAAUUGUACUUACAGUUCAAGACCUGUUUAUAAACCAAUGAAAAAUUAUUUUGAGAAAAAACGUGUAUAUCACUGGG
Ylistrum balloti is the source of this 3869-nucleotide messenger RNA. RefSeq names its product small integral membrane protein 14-like. Gene Ontology annotation, cellular component: endoplasmic reticulum. The transcript is spliced from 5 exons. The record is from RefSeq and is a predicted model, not a curated record. The coding region runs from base 65 to 370 and encodes 101 amino acids. NCBI's taxonomy places the organism in Eukaryota, Metazoa, Mollusca, Bivalvia, Pectinida, Pectinidae.